Monopterus albus (swamp eel) is the source of this 3242-nucleotide messenger RNA. Its product is annotated as far upstream element-binding protein 3-like. Bases 534 to 2129 code for a protein of 531 amino acids. NCBI's taxonomy places the organism in Eukaryota, Metazoa, Chordata, Actinopteri, Synbranchiformes, Synbranchidae. Gene Ontology annotation, molecular function: RNA binding. The transcript is spliced from 19 exons. The record is from RefSeq and is a predicted model, not a curated record. Gene Ontology annotation, biological process: regulation of DNA-templated transcription.
ACUCCUCAGGGGCACAGCACACACCCGUUCCGGGUCGAAGCGGGUCGUUUAGAUCGAGCCAAAGCACUUUUAUUCGAAUUCACCCGUGUUGUGCUGCUGCUGCUCCUAACUUAUGCGCUCCGUCAACACACACUCACACUAACGCACAUUCACUAGCAUGCUAACUAGCUCGGAAAGCAGUUCGAAGUUGGACUUUGGGUCGGUUUUGCACACUUUGUCCGGACUGACACGGCCCGGGAGUUAGUUUAGGGGGAGUUUGUGUAGCUGUCACCCGGAGGGGAGCGCAGUGGGACCGGGGAGGGGGAGGGGGGCAGGACAGAAGUUUGGCCACACGUGUCACUGGGGCUCAGACAACCUGUUGGGCUGCAGACAGAAACGCGGUGAAACCUGUGGGGACGGGACAAGAGUUGGACCUGGGUUUAAAGACCUGCACAGUGUGCUGAGCAGGCCGGGGCGCACGGAGACUCCGUGUGUUGAAGCCUCGGCAGUGAGUGUGAGCGGUGGACCCCCUCCCUUACAGGCUGCUGUUUACUAUGGUGGGUAAGAUGGGUGGAGAUACCAUGUCCCACCUCAACAGCUCCUCAGGAAGCGUCGAGCCUUCGCUGUACUACCCCGGCCAGAAACGACCAGGAGAAGAUGGAGUAGGGAACCAGCUAGCAGCCAUGGGGCAUCAAAGCAGGGUAAUCACAGAGGAUUACAAGGUCCCCGACAGGAUGGUGGGCUUCAUUAUUGGCAGAGGAGGAGAACAGAUCACCAGAAUCCAGGUGGAAUCCAGCUGCAAGAUCCAGAUUGCUGCUGACAGCGGCGGGCUGAUGGAGCGGCCGUGCUCCCUGACUGGGACUCCAGAGAGCAUCGAGCAUGCGAAGCGGCUGCUGGUCCAAAUUGUCGACCGCUGCAGAAAUGGUCCAGGUUUCCAUGGUGAUGGUGAAGGCGGGGCCUCAGUGCAGGAGAUGUUGAUCCCGGCGAGUAAGGUGGGGCUGGUGAUUGGCCGAGGAGGAGACACCAUCAAACAGCUGCAGGAGCGAGCGGGAGUAAAGAUGAUGAUGAUCCAAGACGGUCCGAUGCCGACAGGAGCCGACAAACCCCUUCGUAUCUCUGGAGACCCGUACAAAGUGCAGGCAGCGAGGGAGUUGGUGUUGGAGGUCAUCAGGGAGAAGGAUGGAGAUUUCAGGUCGGGACGCAGUGAUUUCAGUGCCCGACUGGGGGGAGCCAGCCUGGACGUUCCAGUUCCCAGGUUCGCUGUUGGCAUUGUGAUUGGCAGAAAUGGAGAAAUGAUCAAGAAGAUCCAGAACGAUGCAGGGGUCCGAAUCCAGUUUAAAGCAGAUGAUGGCAUCAGUCCGGAGCGUGUCGCCAUGGUCAUGGGACAGGCAGAUCGCUGCCAGCACGCUGUCCACCUCAUGAAUGAGCUCAUUCAGACCGCACAGGAGCGUGACGGUUUCAGCUCAGCCCUGCGGAGUAGCCGGGUCAGAGGUCGUGGUGAUUGGACUAUGGGCUCUCCUGGCCCCCUACAGGAAGUGACCUAUACCAUCCCUGCUGACAAGUGUGGCCUGGUCAUCGGCAAAGGUGGAGAAACCAUCAAGAGUAUUAUCCAGCAGUCUGGAGCUCACGUGGAGCUGCAGAGGAACCCUCCCCCCUCCACUGACCCCAACACCCGGGUCUUCACCAUCAGAGGCACUCCCCAGCAGAUGGACCUGGCCCGCCAGCUCAUAGACGACAAGAUCGGGGGUUCAGGUAUUAUGAGUAAUGGAGGAUUUGGCUUCAGUCCCUUCACCCAGGGCCCCGCCACACACCAGAACUGUGGCAGUGGUCAGACCUUCCUGACUGGAGUUUGGGGAAACACCUACCAGACCAGCUGGCAGAGCCCUGGACAACAGGACCCUGGUCACACUAUGGCUCAGACAGGACAGGUGGACUACUCUAAAGCAUGGGAGCAGUACUAUAAGAAGCUAGGUCAGCAGAGCCAGCCUCAGAGCAUGAUGACGGAGUACAGUAAGGCCUGGGAGGACUACUACAAGAAACAGAGUCAGUCAUCUCAGCAGAGUUCGGUGCCAGACUACACUGCAGCGUUGGCAGAAUACUACAGACAGCAGCCCUACCUGUGGAACCCCACCCAGAUACAGGAUCACUAGAGGCUCCCCCCUCGCUGGUGAACACCUCAGACGGUCGUCAACGGCAACCGAAUUGGGGUUUCCUAGCAACACUCUUCCUCCGCUUCCUCCUUCCUUUUGUAGAGAAAAACUAGGGAUUAACUGAAAAUCACGAACUCUCUUCUUUCUGUUUUUAACCUUGCAAAGUUGAUAUUUUGUCAGGCAGAUUUUUUUGGACUAGUCUCUGGUCUCACCACAGCGUAGACCUGGUUUUUCUUUUCAUUUUAUUUUUAUCAAACUUGAAUUUAAAGAUGUAUCAGUGUGGCUUUGAACAAAAGAAUCCAGUAUAAUCUAUAUUUUGUCUAGUUUUAUUUUCCCACAAGAAAACGGUAUAAGGCUUAGCAGUCUUGAGUAAGAAAAUCAGAUUUAUUAUUAUUAUUAUUAUUUUGUUUGAUAAUGUUUUAAAGCAUGCAUCAGAUUGUGUUGACUUUUUUUUUUAAUUUUGACAUUUUAAUGAGUCAGAUGAAAAUGUAAUGUUUUACUGUCGGAGACAAAACCUUUUUGUACUAAAUCUUGGCUCGCUGGGUUUGUUUGUUCUUGAUCUAAUUUUACACGUUUGGUCGCCAUCUUGGAGGUGCAAUGACACGUUUAUUUUCUUUUUGGUUUGAUGAUAGUUCUUGUUCCUGUAUCUUUAUGGUGAUUCUUUAGUUUUUACGAUAUAAUGAUGAAUAAAUGACAAUUUAUAUUGCGUUGCCUAAAGCCAGAUCUCUCUGUGGUCACACACUUGGUGUCCUCCACAGGAUUUAACCUGCAGUCGAUACCACAUUUCCCCACCUCAGCUUCAUUACAGGAAGUGAGAAAAAAAACUAUUUUCUGACACAGUGAAACAUUAUUAUUGUUGUAAUUUAGUUCUACAUUUCUAUUUUGCUGAUUUGAAGUGUUAGGAGCUGAACAAUGAAGUUAUUGUUUCUAUUAGCGAUGAAUUAGCUAAAUGCACACAUUAGCUAAACCAUGUCUGUUAGCAAAAAGCUGCAUGUUACCUCAGUUGUCUUACCUGAAUGGUGGCUAAUUGUUUCUGUUAGCUGUAUGGUGUUUUUGUGUGUUAACUAAAAGUUAGUAAUAAAUGGGGUUGCUGAAUUGUUUGUGUUAGAAGGG